GAAACGAACAACAGGACGUAACGGGAUUAAGCUUGCUUGCCAUCGCCUGAAGUCGUAGUUUUUUCUCUGGUAAUUUAUAUGGAGAUGGAUAGCUGUUGCAGACAUGCAUUUUGUCACUAUUAAUAACGCGUACUGCAUAUGAACCAUUAUUUUGAUUUUAUUGGUUACAUACAUUAUGAAUAUGAGUAAACAACCAAAACAAAAAUUUUUUUAAACUACUCCAGACAUUAUUUCAUAAGAAACGAGAACAUAUUUCGAAGCAUUUGAAGACAACUCUUUCAAUUACUUCACGGUAUUAAUCAACCAAUUAUUACAAAAAAUAAAUUAUGAAAGCGGUCAUACAGAGAGUUUCUAAAGCAUCUGUUUCAGUAAAUGGAGAAAUUAUUAGCAGUAUUGGCAAUGGACUUUGUGUACUGAUCGGAAUAAAAACUGAUGAUAUUUUAGCAGAUUCCGAAUAUAUCGCUGAUAAAAUAUUAAAUUUAAAAAUUUUUGACAAUGAUACUGGCAAAAGAUGGGCUGCAAGUGUGAUGGAUAAAGAUUAUGAGAUAUUAUGCAUUAGCCAAUUUACAUUGUAUCAUAUUAUUAAAGGAAAAAAAUUAGAUUUCCAUAAAGCAAUGCCUGCAGCAUUAGCUGAACCAUUUUAUAAAAAUUUCCUUCUCGAACUUGGACGAAAAUAUAAACCUGAACUUAUAAAAGAUGGACAAUUUGGAGCUAUGAUGCAAGUUUCUAUUGAAAACAAUGGGCCAGUAACUCUAGAAAUCGAAUCCCCUACCAAAGACGACAUUACUUCUGUUCCUAUUUAGUUAAAUUUAUAAAUUUUACAUUUUUAUACUUGAAACACUGAUUUACUUCAAAAUGAUUAAUUCUUUUUUGAUAACUAAAAUUAUUGAUUUCGAUGAUACGGAAAGAAUAUUUUUAUUUUAUGUAUUUCGAUACAUAAAUUGUUUAUCUACACAUUUUCAAAAAAUACAUUUUUUAUAAUUAUCAAUAUUGAUGAUGUUAUUACUUACUUUGUUAUCGAUAAGACAAAGAAGUCUAUACAAAUAGAAAUUUUCUCUGUCUUCCAUGUUUAUUUGAUGAAAGGACUUACGGAGGAUUCAUUUAGGAAGUGUGAAGGUCUAGUCUCCGUAGAUAAACCCUGUCAGAAAUGCCCCAUACCUUGUAGUGUUUAAGUUAUGGGACUCCAAACUUUAUAUCAAACACUUUAUCCAUUACAUCAUGUGACUUUGUAAACUUAGUGAGUACAAGUUUUAGUCGGAAUGUUGUAUUAAGAGUGCUGUACAGCCGACA
Chelonus insularis is the source of this 1290-nucleotide messenger RNA. It is a transcript of the gene Dtd, whose product is annotated as D-aminoacyl-tRNA deacylase. The record is from RefSeq and is a predicted model, not a curated record. NCBI's taxonomy places the organism in Eukaryota, Metazoa, Arthropoda, Insecta, Hymenoptera, Braconidae. Gene Ontology annotation, cellular component: cytoplasm. The transcript has 6 exons. Gene Ontology annotation, biological process: tRNA metabolic process. Gene Ontology annotation, molecular function: D-tyrosyl-tRNA(Tyr) deacylase activity. Bases 327 to 803 code for a protein of 158 amino acids.